AUGAAUAAGACGGCAAAAGAGUAUGUGAAACGGGGAAAGAGGAGAAAGAAAGUAGCACCCGCUCAAGUGGAGGCGCCGAAUGAAAAGAAAACAUUUGACAAUAGAUUCGCUCUUGAAUCUCCACGAUCGAAUUCUACAGUAAGGAAUACAGAAGAUAGGGAGAAAGUUGAAGUGAAAAAUUCGCGCAGCCGGCGACUUCCUCACAUAGCUCCUCUUGUAGCACAACUCCCACAAACAAAUGAUACUGAAAUUCUCGAGCUGAAGAAUGGUAGUGCGGAUAUCACGAGGCAUGUUGACACUUCAUCUGAAGUCGACACAGGAAGCCUUCCAGUUGUCCGCACUUGCACAGAAAUCGCGUUUAGUCCCGCUACGACAAGACGGAGGAACGAAAAUAUGACGAGCUACGAGAGAAUGCUUCAACGUGAAAAACGUAGAAGUAGGAAGAAGAGCGUGCGUUCCUACACUAUUUUACAUAUGGAAACAGAAGAUCAGGAGACUGAAUCCAUUGAAGGAUCGACGCUGCAUGUUGUUGAAGAUGAUGCCGUGACUGCUCAGUCGAGCGUUUCCGUUCGCAGUCGCUGUUCGAGUUUACAAGACCCGAACCAAUGUUUGCUAAAAUAUGUUGCUAAGCUAUCGAGCUCUCCUAAUUUAGAAGAUUCCUUGGACUUGGAGUACAUUAAGUCCUUGAUACGCGAAGGAGCAUCCGUGAACACGUGUGACAGAUUUGGUCAGACCUUACUUCACGAGGUGUCCAAGACUUGGGGAAUUGACGUGGCGCAGUUUUUCAUCGAGCAAGGUAGAUACUGUUUGUUUGUGGGUAUAAAUUUUGUGUUGACCUCCUCACAUUUGUCCAUAUUGAUCACCACUAGAAUGGACAAGUACACUAGAAUGCUCCUCUAGCAGGGUCAAAAGGUCACUCAUAUCGAAGAUCAAUAAGGAUUAAAGUGGCGCUUGUAAAUCCAACUUAUCGGUAAUACCGGAUGAAGAACACAAUUUAAAGUCCAAAACACUUCGGAUUCUCUCAAUCAUCGGCGUUUUCUUUUGUUCUUUCUUUCUCACUAUUUAAUGGAAUUUUCUUACCAGGUAAUGAGAAAGUAACCUAAAUGCUAACUGUACAUUUAUAUUACCUUUGUGUUAAAACUACUCGGUAAACUUGAACAAAGAAAGCUGUACUUUUCCAGCAAGGGAAACAUCGCAAACGUACUGAUUGAGUCUCAUCUGAUAUAAUUUCAUUCUACUCUGCGUCAGUGGCACGCACUUGCAACUCCAAGCGGCUCAUGUAUGCGCAUUGGGGCUAUGAUACACGCUCCUUGUUUUGAUACUCUAAAGACUGCUUGGUUGGACCUGCUAUAGUUCUUUUCUCAGUCAGUAACAAAUUAGUGUCCGUUCACAGGGGCUGACAUCAACAAAGCCGAUGACUAUGGUAGAACACCUUUACACGUGGCAGCCUCGGCUGAUUAUUCUGAAAUGGUCAGAUUUCUUAUCGAUAAUGGUGCUGAUCUUCACAUGAAGACUGCAGGUGAGGACCAGACUCCGUUGCAUUAUGCCGCGAAGAAUGAGGCUAAUCAGUGCGUUAAGAUUCUGCUCGUUUGUGGAGCUGAUAUCGAUGCUAGAGACUACAAACUCCGUACUCCCCUGCAGGUUUGUUGAAUACUUAUAUCUAGAGCUUAUUGGCUCGACAUUUUGUUACUCCAAAAAUGGACGUUUAGGCCUGAAGAGGGGGGAGAGGGUUGGACUAUUUUGGGCGGAUCACAUGGUUUUUAAGGGGAAACGUAGGAGGGGGAGGGGUGCAAUCGCUGCAAUAAACAGAGUACGAAGAGGUGACUAUAGUAGGGGGAUCAUUAGAAUACUACAGGUUCAGGUCAAUUUUAUUGUGACUGAAAUAACCCCCUCCCCCCAGGUGAUAAUUAAUGGACCGGUGCCUUAUUCUCGUGUAUUAUGGUGUUUUUUUGGUUGUUUUCUUUCUUUUUUUCCUACUAUAACUGACAUUACUUUAGUCGCGUAACCAAGACUUCUGAAAAUGCAUGAGCAAGAUGCGUCUGUGGAAAAAGUUGAAAGUGCUGUGUCUAUGGAAAAACGUUGAAUGAGUUCAGCUUUUACUAAUACGCACCAAGUCGUCCACUAAUUCUCUAAAUCCUUUUGCCUCUUAUAGUCAUUUAAAUACAUGGCUGGUGUUCCUCAUAAAAUAACCACAACCGUAACCAAGACUUCUGAAAAUGCAUGAGCAAGAUGCGUCUGUGGAAAAAGUUGAAAGUGCUGUGUCUGUGGAAAAACGUUGAAUGAGUUCAGCUUUUACUAAUACGCACCAAGUCGUCCACUAAUUCUCUAAAUCCUUUUGCCUCUUAUAGUCAUUUAAAUACAUGGCUGGUGUUCCUCAUAAAAUAACCACAGUUUGAGAGAUAGGGCAGUCAAGGAGACAACUUUUGGUUGCUUUCCAUCAGUGAUGCCUCUAACUUUUUACUAUCAAUUUGACAACAGUGCGUUUCUCUGGAGCUUUUUGCAUAGAAUUGAGUUCUCUUACGACCAUUCGGUUUUUAACCAAUGGAGGGAACUUUGGGGAAACUUGCUUGGUGCUAUCAACAGGUCCGCUGUCGAACGUUAAUUUUUUUUCUUGUUAUCAGUUGUUACUUAAUUUACGAGAGAAACCCCAAUUGUUGUCUUGUCUGUAGGUUGCUGCUGAAUACAAUAGUGCUGAGGCAACGCGGACGCUUCUGGAUGAGGGAGCCUCGGCCGGCGUCAAGGACGAUAGUGGAUUGUCAGCCCUUUCGCUACUUAUUUCUCAGAUGCCUGUUGUGGUGAGUUGUGUGCUUUACUAUUAAAUGAUAUUCUACAGUAUCAAAAUGGCUCUCAGCAAUUUCAUCCAUGCGACUCAAUCCAUGCUGCAGACGCCUAAGAACUCGUAUCAAACGAUGAGUCCUUCAAAUUCGUUCUGUAUUGAAUUCGAAAAAAAAAAAAAAAUCAAGGAUUUCCCUGGACAUUGUCGGCAGGGUGCAAAGCAAACUCCCACUGAAAAAAAUUUAUCUUGCGUAUUACUUACAGGCUUACAAAGCUCUAGACCAGUUCCACUCAGUCGACAGAAUUCAUCGAAAGCAACAUUUUUAUUUGAAUUUCCUGGAAAGUUGCCACUCCCCCAAGGGGUGCAAUGCCUUCGCCCCCUCCCCCUUACAAGCUGUUUCGCAAUCGAACUGUCUUGAACUUAUAAUGCAUCCCAUCUUUCAACGCCUCAUCGAUGUAAAAUGGAGAUAUUUUCGAGCCGAAGCUUGGUUAGAUAUUCUACCUAACGUGUUGAUGGCUAUACUAUACACAAUAUUGGCGUGUUCAGUACCCCAAAACGUGGACAACUUUUACACUCCUCUGAGUAAGAAUUGGUGGAGGAUAGUGAUCGAGAUAGUUUUUCUUGCCAUAACGCUUAAUGAAAUCAGAAAGGAAGGGAAGGAAUACUACCGAUCCAAGAAGCAAUCUAAGAAAUUGAUGAAGUGGAGAAGAAAGGAGGUGGAGCGCGACUUUGCAUUCUGUCAUCCCAGGUGGCCUCAGGAAAGAAACUUUGUAGAGCAAGAACUUAAAAGAAUCAAGCAGGAUAAGGGGAACAAUUAUUUCUCAGACGCUUGGAAUUUUGUAGACAUUAUUACCUAUGCCAUGCUUGUAGUCGUUACCAUUCUACACAUGAGCAGUGUCUUUGUCGAGAACAAUCUCUGCCAUGAUGUCUUCCUUCGUAUCUUGUCUUGCAGCGUGAUCCCCGUGUGGGUUCGUUUGCUCAAAUACGCCCGUCCAUUUCCCAACCAGGGGCCAUUUGUUGUGAUGCUUGACCACAUUGUCAAGGACAGUGCCAAAUGGUUGCUCGUCAUAAUGAUGAUUUAUAUUCCAUAUGGGGCCGCCUUCUGGAUUAUGUACGGUCAGAAUUCACAAACCCCCGUCAAAGGAUAUAACGACACAACGAGUUUAAUUUUCACCAUGCUCCGCAUGCCUUUGUUAGAUGACUAUAAUUUCGCUCAGCUAGAGAAGGCUGCCCCCUAUAUGGCACGCGUUCUUUGUGGCUCUUUUAUAAUUAUAUCCGCCAUUGUUCUGAUGAAUCUAUACAUCGCACUUUUGUCCAACACUUUCCAACGGGUUUAUGACAACGCACGCGCGACAGCUGCCAUACAGCGGGCUCGACUUCUUCAAGAUCUGGAGUUAGACACUUCAGAGAAUAAGCUUAGGCGCUACAGAGAAUAUAUAAGAGAGUACUACAGUCCCGAAGAAAAUGAUUAUAUUGCAGUUUUCUCGGAAGAAGAAGAACAGAGCCGGAGACAGGAUGAGAAAGUAUCUGAAAUUCAUAACAUUGUGAGUAAACGCUUCGGAGGAAAGAAGUUUGGUAAACUGGAACGAAGUGAGUUCGAUUCAGUUUUGGAUGAUUUAGACAUGCUCAAGCGCUCUCAUGCAGAGAUAAGACGCUCUCUUUCUUUGCUUACUUCAAACCUGGAGGAAUUGACCAGAUCGAAUGCAUUGAUAGUCGACGAGCGCAACCGAAUCGAUCGUUUUCAAGAACAAGAACACGUUUUAAAACGAUUAGAUUGUACAGUUGCAAGAAUAGAGGCGGUGUACGAUAUAGACAAUGGCCGAAAUCCUGGAAAACCACAACGAUACCACAAAGCAAAUCAAACCGAAUGA
This is a messenger RNA of Pocillopora meandrina, 4647 nucleotides long. Lineage: Eukaryota; Metazoa; Cnidaria; Anthozoa; Scleractinia; Pocilloporidae. The record is from the annotation of a GenBank genome assembly.